Molecule: messenger RNA, 1764 nt
Organism: Closterium sp. Naga37s-1
Lineage: Eukaryota; Viridiplantae; Streptophyta; Zygnematophyceae; Desmidiales; Closteriaceae
Source: the annotation of a GenBank genome assembly
AUGUCGGAACGCAGCAACGUCUCGGCCUCUGGCCCCAGAGCCAAUCCUCUCUAUGGCGGACCAGCUAACCCAAGCGCGGGAAACCGAACCCCUUCAUGGGCGCGUAAAUCCGGCGCAGGCGGUGCCCGACCGUCGUUCAGCGAUGCCGCGUCUUCUCCCCCUGAUUCCCCCGCGCGCUCCGCCCGCAGCAACAACGGCCCAUCGUACUACGCCCCGCAAUACGAGCACCCCGGUUACACCGUCGAAACGCCCGGCGUUAACGACGCUAUGCUGGGACAAUCCCCGUUCCGCGCGCCCCCUUACUACGUGCAGACCCCCGCACACUCCGAGCGGCCUGGAUCCCCCAUGUCUUCGGUCCCCGACUCCCCCGCGCACACCAUGUCGUACGACAUGCGCAGUGUGCGGUCUGGGAAACCAGGCUCGUCGCGCGUCUACGGCGCGCCGGCUCGCGUGGCUGCGGCGCCGCUUGCGUCGCGGAUCAACGAGGAGGGCGACGAGGAGGAGCAGCUGUACGAGCCGCCUGCUAAGGAGGCGUCGGGAGGGCGGUCGAAGCGGAGCAAGCGAUUCUGGACGAUCUGCAUUGUGGUGGGGAUUCUGGCCCUCGUCCUCGCGGCCGUCGCGACGGGCAUCGCGCUUUACUACGUGUUCCAGCCGGAUGCUCCCACGUACACCUUCGAUUAUGCGACUCUCAACGAGUUCCAGAUCGUCAACAAGCUCGCCGACGGAACCGGCUUGCCGACAGACCAGCUUUUCGCAAACGUUACUUUCGUCUUUUCUGCGAUCAACCCGAACGGCAAGUACACGCUACAAGGCGACGGCGGUUUGCUGCAAGUCGGCUACAGCUCCAUUCCCACGCUCAUGCAAGGAGGGGUCCCCUAUUUCGCUCUCAGUUCUAAGAACUUCACCAACUUCACUACAUCAGUGGGUGUAGCCAUGUACCCGUUAUACGGCGUGGGUCCGGGGCUGCGUCAGGACAUCAUGGCAGAGUACAUCAGCAUGCAACUUCAUGCACAGCUCGCCAUAGUUGCCAGAAUGUCGGAGCCGCCAGCCAAGCGCCCGAGAGGUCGUCCGAGGAAAAACCCUCUUCCCGAUAAUGCGAGCCCCUCGACUGGCGCUGUAGGAACGCCGUCGAGAGUACCGGCUGCGGCCGCCAGAGCGGCUGCCACUAGAGCAGCGGGAAAUAGAGCAGUCGAGGAGGACGAUGACGUGCAGCCACGUCAUCCCCGUGACCGCGUCUGUCCUUCCGCGCCCGGUGUUUCCCGCCGUGCCUGCGUGUGUUCCGCAGUGAAUCCGCGAGUGCUCGUUCUUGCUCCAGAUGAGGACGUGGCGACGCGCAUAUUCCUCGAGUCGCAGGCGGGGCCGAACGUGGGCGUGUGCGUGCUGUCCGCCAACGGCUCUAUUUCCAGCGCCACGCUGCGCGACCCCUCAGGCGGCGCCAACACUACCAUUCACGAGGUGCAGUUCGGUGCAGAGAGGUUGAACGGGGGUCGGUUUGAGCUGCUGAACAUGUCGGGCUCGUUUCUGCCGCACGACCCGGCGGACCCCGAUGGGCGAAUGGGCGGGCUGAGCGUGAGCCUCGUCAGCUCCAACGGCCGCGUUGUGGGCGGCGGUGUGGCCGGCCGCCUCGUUGCCGCCACACCUGUGCAGCAAUCUGACCACACCUGGAUCAAGGCCAGCUGGGCAGUGAAGGCAGUAGUAACGGCAGCAGUGCGGGCAGUAGUAACGGCAGCAGUGCGGGCUAAGUACGGCAGCAGUGCGGGCUAA